Messenger RNA from Entelurus aequoreus (snake pipefish), 3988 nucleotides. RefSeq names its product cytohesin-3. Gene Ontology annotation, molecular function: guanyl-nucleotide exchange factor activity. The record is from RefSeq and is a predicted model, not a curated record. The transcript is spliced from 13 exons. Gene Ontology annotation, biological process: regulation of ARF protein signal transduction. The coding region runs from base 574 to 1758 and encodes 394 amino acids. NCBI's taxonomy places the organism in Eukaryota, Metazoa, Chordata, Actinopteri, Syngnathiformes, Syngnathidae.
AAUGAAAGUCAUAUCCAACGUGUUCAUUUUAAUUUUGUGACUUAAAUGAACCUUUUGUGGCUUUAUUUGUACUAGCAUCACGCGAGAUUGAUCGGCGACGAACGCCGAGUCGUGUGGUGACAAACGUCAAACGCUAAACGCAAAACAUAUAUUUCCGGUUUUGCAUUUCAAAAGAAAACACCGCCCAGUCGGGUGUCCGCCACUCACGUGUGAACGUUCAAGCUUUUGUUUUGAAAUAAAAUAAAAUCUUUUCCGGCGUUCGUGCUCGCUGCUUGAAUGGAAAUGUCUGCAAUAAGAGGAGGAGGCGUUAAAGGGUCUCGUCAAGAUUCUCUGCAACCAAGCGGGGCUUAUUAGGUCACUCCCGCCACAGGGAAACAUCUUUGUCGUCUUGGAGGGACAAACCUGCUCCGAAGUCCAAAUGGCGAACAUAUUUCCCCAAACUCGACGCAGCCCUUCUCGUCUGAUGCUCGCGGGGAAUUAAGACGAGCCGUGAAUUAGACCUCGUUCGUGCAGCGGAAGUUUCUGUCACCGAUUUUUUUCUCCCAAGGGGGUCUUGAAUUGCAGCCUGCUAGCAUGGACGACGACCACCAAGUACCUGACGACCUUUCGGGGGAGGAACGAGAUGAGCUGAGCAACAUCCGACGCAGGAAAAAGGAGCUGCUGGAUGAUAUUGAACGGCUGAAGUUCGAGAUAGCCGAGGUAAUGACGGAGAUCGAGCAGCUGACCUGCGUGGGGGAAAGUAAAACCACACAAAGAAACAAACAGAUCGCCAUGGGGAGGAAGAAGUUCAACAUGGACCCUAAAAAGGGGAUCCAGUUCCUCCUGGAGAACGACCUUCUGCAAAACACCCCGGAGGACAUCGCCCAGUUCCUCUACAAAGGCGAGGGGCUUAACAAGACAGUGAUCGGGGACUACUUAGGGGAACGGGACGACUUCAACAUCAAGGUCCUCCAGGCCUUUGUGGAGCUGCACGAGUUCGCCGAUCUCAACCUCGUACAAGCCUUGAGGCAGUUCCUGUGGAGCUUCAGACUUCCUGGUGAAGCUCAGAAGAUCGAUCGUAUGAUGGAGGCGUUUGCUUCCAGGUACUGCCAAUGCAACCCUGGCGUUUUCCAGUCCACAGACACCUGCUACGUCCUCUCUUUCGCCAUCAUCAUGCUGAACACCAGCCUGCACAACCCCAACGUGCGAGACAAGCCCCCCGUGGAGCGUUUCAUCUCCAUGAACCGAGGCAUCAACGAGGGCGGCGACCUCCCGGAGGAGCUACUCAGGAAUCUCUACGACAGCAUCAAGAGUGAACCAUUUAAGAUCCCGGAGGAUGACGGCAACGACCUGACGCACACCUUCUUCAACCCGGACAGGGAGGGCUGGCUGCUCAAAUUAGGAGGCAGAGUGAAAACCUGGAAGAGGAGAUGGUUCAUCCUGACUGACAACUGUCUCUACUACUUUGAAUACACCACGGACAAAGAGCCUCGUGGGAUUAUUCCCCUGGAGAACCUCAGCAUCCGAGAGGUGGAGGAGCCCAGGAAGCCCAACUGCUUCGAGCUCUACAACCCCAACCACAAGGGCCAGGUCAUCAAAGCCUGCAAGACGGAGGCGGACGGCCGCGUCGUGGAGGGCAACCACGUGGUCUACCGAAUAUCAGCGCCCACGCCGGAGGAGAAGGAAGAGUGGAUUAAGUCCAUCAAGGCCAGCAUCAGCAGAGACCCCUUCUACGACAUGCUCGCCACCAGGAAGCGACGCGUCGCCAACAAGAAGUGAACGCCGGCUCGCCCGCGACCGCGUCAACUACAGACCAGCCUCCAAACAAGGAGGGCCUCCGACUGUGGAGGUCAGCACGUGUGUGGACUUCUCCUGCACGCUGCUCACCUGCUUCAGGUGCACAUGCAUGUGUGUGUGUUUGUGUGUGUGUGUGUGUUCAUGUGUGUGUGUGUGUGUGUGUUAGAGAGAGAGAGAGAGCAUCUCUGCUGCAUGACAGGCGUCAUCAGGGACGUUGGACUGUGCAGCUUUUUAGAUUCUUUACCAAGAAAUAAGACAGUCUGGAGUCAGCUGGACUGAUUCUGUUAUCUUUUAGCGGCUGUGCAUACUUUUAUUAUUUUCAAUGAAUAUUUGAGUUGACUCAUACACAAUGUUUGUUUUGGGGUUUUUUUUGGUUUGAAAGAGUGUUUCCUGCCAAGGAGUAUCAGGGCCACAAAGAAAAGAAACAUGCAUUUUGCAAAAUUACUUAAUAUACCAGAAAAGUCAUUGUAUUAUGCGGGAAAUUUUUUUAUAUAUAAAAACGGCCCAAAAAAAGGUAUUUUACAAGAAUAAAGUACUCAUUUUACUUAAAAUAAAUCAUUAUAUUUGAAAGGAAAGAAGUGAAAAACACUCUAAUAACUAAAGUUCCUUGGGUGAAUAAUGUAAACUCACCACACCGGUAUGUUUUAGUGCUUUCAUGGUGAGUUUACUAAGAAUUUUACACUACUUUAUAUUACAAAUGGCAACAGCGGAGGAUGAAUGUCACAUAACAAGAAGAUAGAGAAGCUUAUCGACUACCGAGUCAAGGCAGACGCAUGCAAUUUUUCAGGAUUCAUGCAGAUCCCAAAUACAGAUCAGCAGGUACCACAAGAUAAGAAAAGUUGCUUUUGCAUAAUAUUGCGAAACAAAACACCAGAUAAUAUGUUACCUUAUACACACACCAUAAUAAUACUCCUAUGUUGAAGCACAGUACAAUCCAUCAAGCGGUGUGGCUUCAUAGCUUACCAAAGUCCUACUAAAACAUUUUGACAGAUUUUUUUCUAUAUUUUCAAUGAAACAUACAAAAUGUUUUUAAAAGGCGGACGCGCGCAAUUUUUCAGGAUUUAUGCAGAUCCCAAAUACACAUCAGAAGGUAAGAAAAGUUGCUUUUGCAUAAUAUUGCGAACCAAAACGCCUAUUAGCGAGGGCGCACUUUUAGCAGCCGUGCAUACUUUUAUUUUCAAUUAAUAUUUGAGUUGACUCAUACACAUUGUUUUUAUUUUUUGUUUGUUUGAAAGAGUGUUUCCUGCCAAGGAGUAUCAGGGCCACAAAGAAAAGAAACAUGCAUUUUGCAAAAUUACUUAAUAUACCAGAAAAGUCAUUGUAUUAUGCGGGAAUUUUUUUUAUAUAUAAAAAUGACCCAAAAAAAGGUAUUUUACAAGAAUAAAGUACUCAUUUUACUUGAAGUAAAUCAUUAUAUUUGAAAGGAAAGAAGUGAAAAACACUCUAAUAACUAAAGUUCCUUGGGUGAAUAAUGUAAACUCACCACACCGGUAUGUUUUAGUGCUUUCAUGGUGAGUUUACUGACAGAUAUAAGUAAGAACUUUACACUACUUUAUAUUAGAAAUGGCAACAGUGGAGGAUGAAUGUCACAUAACAAGAAGAUAGAGAAGCUUAUCGACUACCGAGUCAAGGCAGACGCGCGCAAUUUUUCAGGAUUCAUGCAGAUCCCAAAUACAGAUCAGCAGGUACCAGAAGGUAAGAAAAGUUGCUUUUGCAUAAUAUUGCGAAAACAAAAGGCCAGAUAAUGUCUUACCUUAUACACACAGCAUAAUAAUACUCCUAUGUUGAAGCACAGUACAAUCCAUCAAGCGGUGUGGCUUCAUAGCUUACCAAAGUCCUACUAAAACAUUUUGACAGAUUUUUUCUAUAUUUUCAAUGAAACAUACAAAAUGUUUUUAAAAGGCGGACGCGCGCAAUUUUUCAGGAUUUACGCAGAUCCCAAAUACACAUCAGAAGGUAAGAAAAGUUGCUUUUGCAUAAUAUUGCGAACCAAAACGCUUAUUAGCGAGGGCACACUUUUAGCAGCUGUGCAUACUUUUAUUUUCAAUUAAUAUUUGAGUUGACUCAUAAACAAUGUUUUUAUUUUUUGUUUGUUUGAAAGAGUGUUUCCUGCCAAGGGGUGUCAGGGCCACGAAGAAAAGAAAAAUGCAUUAUGCAAAAUUACUUAAUAUACCAGAAAAGUCAUUGUAUUAUGCGGGGAAAAAACAUUAUG